CGCUAGUGGCCGCUCCGCUUAUAUUAUUUACGAGGAGAAAAGAAGCGGUGGCGGCGGCGCGAGCCACACGGAGACAAAACCAACUGCGAACGGAUAAAACAGAGAUGAUCCGCCGAAACCAGACCGAAACAGCAAGAACCCCCUAAAUUCGAGCCCUGUUUUGACUCGUAUGGGGCUGGGUGACGGCUCGGAUCCGCGGCACGAUGUACACGGGCUGGGCCGGUUGAUGGUGGAGCUUUGGGGUUGGAGCGGUGGGUGGAGGCCGGUGAAGCCGGGCUGGAGUCGAGCUGAGGCGUGGAGAAGCAGCGAGGCGGCCCGGGGGCUCCUCCACCUCCUACUCCAACACCAUGAGGCUGACAGUGUUGCUCUGCUGGCUGGUUGUGUGGGCUGCGGCGGAGAGCAGUGAGAACAGCACGACCCUCAGCAACAGGAGGUACCUGAACAUUGGAGAUGGGACUAAUCUGGAGUUUGAGUUCCCUGAGAACACCAAGGGCGUGAUCGUGAUCUCCAGCGAGUACCGGAGUGCUGUGGGCAGGAAGGGCCGAGAGAGCUGGAGGCAGACGGUCAGGGUGCGCUCCCUGGAGCCGGAUGUGCUGUCCAUCCUGAACGUCAGCGACAGCGGGCAUUCAGGGCCUGUGAGGAGCUACAUCAUCAGCAUCAGGUCGGGCAUGGCAGGCAGGGCACCUCUGCUCAUCCAGCUGCUGGACCUGGACCAGAAUUCAGAGCCGGUGCUGAUUGAGGAGCGGACAGACUAUGCUAUCAGGGUGGCUCCCGGGGCCUUCGACCGCAGUCAGGCUGGAGGACUCUCGCACUUUUCGGAGAACCCGGUUCUCUUCGCCUUGCUGCCGCUAAUCUUCGUCAACAAGUGCGCUUUUGGGUGUAAGGUGGAGGUGGAGGUGUUGCGGGGGCUGUUGAAAAGGCCCGUUCCUCUCUUCCUCGGGGUUUUGGGGCAGUUCCUCAUCAUGCCGCUCUACGGGUACGGCAUGGCGCACCUGGCGUCACUGCCCAAGGCUCUCUCUCUGGGCCUGGUCAUCACCUGCUCGGCCCCUGGCGGCGGUGGAGGCUACCUUUACAGCCUGUUGCUGGGAGGAGACGUUACACUGGCGAUCUGCAUGACUCUGGUAUCCACUGUGGUUGCCACGGCGGCGAUGCCGCUCUCCUCGGCGCUCUACGGGCAUCUCCUGGGUGUCCAUGCCACCCUGCACGUGCCCUUCGUGAAGAUCCUGGGCACCCUGCUAUUCAUUGCCAUCCCCAUCUCGCUGGGCAUGCUGGUGAAGCUGCGACUGCCCGCUCUCACCCGGGUCCUCCUCGCCCUCAUACGCCCCUUCAGCUUCGUGCUCAUUGUGGGCGGCAUCUUCAUGGCGUAUCAGAUGGGCGCCUCCAUCCUGGCCGACGUCCAUCCCCACAUCGUCCUGGUGGGUGUGACGGUGCCCGUUUUGGGGCUGCUGGUGGGGCUGGCGAUGGCGUGGCUGGCCGGGCUGCCCGCGCCACAGAGGAAGACGGUGGGCAUCGAGGUGGGCGUCCAGAACAGUCUGCUGGCACUGGCCGUCAUGCAGCUCUCGUUCCGGCGGGCGGAGGCCGACUUCGCCUCGCAGGCGCCCUUCAUCGUCGCCCUCAGCAGCACCUCCGAGAUGCUGCUGCUGGUCCUCGCCCACUUCGCCCACCGCCGCCUCUGCCACACGCCUGCCGCCCAUUCCGAAACCUGACCCGGGCACCGGCCGCCACCCAGCGACCCUCGCCAGCCUCAGGGUGGGCAUAGUGGACAGUUAACAAAGUGCGUGUUUAUUUUUGUCUCUAAAACCAAAGGCUGUUUUUUAAGUUCCCCUGUUUUCUAAAUCGAAUUUUAAGCGAAAUGAACUUUGUGUGUCGAUUAUGAAGCGAUAUUUUUCUAACAAAUUUGUGUGGGUUUUGUAAUUUGAGAUGCUUUUUCUUUGUAUCCUGUUUACAAAAGCACUGUGUCUCUUCUGGGACGGUCGUGCUCUGAGCUCUAAUGUGCUGUUGAUUGUUUUGGUGGAUUCUGAAUGAGGUCGUCUGAGAAUCCACGUACUUGAAUCGUUUUGCGUAAAAAUGUGAAUAAAUGCAUUUUUGAAAAGGAAAA
Pygocentrus nattereri (red-bellied piranha) is the source of this 2098-nucleotide messenger RNA. RefSeq names its product solute carrier family 10 member 3 (gene slc10a3). The record is from RefSeq and is a predicted model, not a curated record. The transcript has a single exon. Gene Ontology annotation, cellular component: membrane. Gene Ontology annotation, molecular function: bile acid:sodium symporter activity. NCBI's taxonomy places the organism in Eukaryota, Metazoa, Chordata, Actinopteri, Characiformes, Serrasalmidae. Gene Ontology annotation, biological process: bile acid and bile salt transport. Bases 348 to 1706 code for a protein of 452 amino acids.